AUGGUUGUUAGAAACGAAUGGAAGGCUAUCGACACAGAGGACGCGCAAAUAAUAUCAACAUCGUCAACCGCGACUCAAUCCCCAGAUACCACAGAACUCCAAGUCGAGAAUGGUGACCAACUAUUUGACUUUGGAACCGAGUCCGCCCCUUCGGAACUCCAAGUCCGAGACCUGAUCACUAGACGGAAUGGAUCAUUAGAUGACCAUGCCGUCUUCUGCUCCCUCUUCCUACAAGACAUCCCCGAAAAUACACCAGCGUGGAAACGAAAUUUGUUCCUUACUUUUUCACAAUGUAUAUCAACAGAGAUGGUCGCUAUAGAUGGCGUCCACAACGACUGGCGUCACCUCCUCCUCCCUCUAGCCCAACAAGAUGAACUCGUCAUGGACGCGGUGCUCACGGUCUCGGCAUUUCACUUCCACAUCAACAAACUCGAAAACAGUCUAAGGCAGAGUAAGCAACAAUACAGUGCCUUCGGUACCAUUGCAUAUGACUCCUAUGUGCCUGAUCCAUAUCAACUGCUCGGCCGAACCCUGCAAGGGCUUCGGAUACGACAAGAACUCAACUCUGGCGACCAAACAACACAACAUUCUGUUCUAAUUACGUUAUUACUACUAAUGACUUCUGUUCUUGUUACUGGCGGUUCGGACUUUCCUAUGCUUCUGAGAAUGCUCGAGUCUGCGCUGGAUGCUAUUGGUGGCAAGGAAGGGUUGGGAACAGGUAUCCUGGCCGGCUUCAUUAUGCGUGAGCUUCACAAAAUCCGAGUCUACGCAGCUCCACAUCUCGGCGAAGAAAUGGGUCUCCCAAUGCUAUCCUCCCAAGCCCGAACAGACCAACUCUUCGGCUGCCUCAACCACUGCCUCCAACUCUACCCCGAACACGCCCCCCUCUUCUCCCAAGUCGCCGAUCUAGUCUACCAAGCCCGCGACAUCUACCUCCAACAAGUCCUCUCCGACCAAACAACCAACUUCUUCGACCUCGAUCCUGUCCCCGCAAAUCCGAGCUCCGUCGCCCGCGUGCAGCGCUUCAUCGAAACUCUAGCUCAAAUACCGCAUACCUCCCCCGUUGCGCAUAUGCUGAUAUGGACAACGUUUGUGGCGGCUUCAGAUGCUCAGUUGGAUGAGCAUAAGAUGUUUUUCGAGGAUGUGCUGAGGAGACAUCAUAAGAGGAGUGGGUUUGGGAAUUUGUUGAAGGGUAUUGAGGCGCUGAAGAGGAUUUGGGGCAGAAAGCCUGGCGAGAGGUGGACUACCCUUUUACCGCAGACAAAAGUGCUUGUUGCGUGA
This is a messenger RNA of Fusarium coffeatum, 1281 nucleotides long. RefSeq lists its product as uncharacterized. The transcript has 3 exons. Gene Ontology annotation, biological process: positive regulation of transcription by RNA polymerase II. Bases 1 to 1281 code for a protein of 426 amino acids. Lineage: Eukaryota; Fungi; Ascomycota; Sordariomycetes; Hypocreales; Nectriaceae. Gene Ontology annotation, molecular function: transcription cis-regulatory region binding; DNA-binding transcription factor activity. The record is from RefSeq and is a predicted model, not a curated record. Gene Ontology annotation, cellular component: nucleus.